AUGCCUACUCAUGAUGCCAAAUACAGAGAUGAGAUAAGUAAAUACUAUUCAAAAUUGAGUAGUUUCACGCGAAUUACAGGUCAUGAUCAGUUAGUGGAGGUUAAAAAGACUAAGCGUGCAGAAAAGGCAAGAUCAAAGUUAUCAAGCUUAUCAACCAGACAAUUUUAUGAAUUGAAUGUUGACGUUAAUGAUGAACUUGAUAGGCGUAUUAAUGAAACAGGUACUGAAACUAUUACAUUGAAGGAUGGAGAAAAAGAGGCUGUCGAAAAACGUAAUAAUGCCAGAAGGAAGUUGGCAGCAUUGAGUGAAGUUAGAUUUGAUGAGUUAGUCAACGAUUUAAUUUCUGAAAUUGAAUUAAGAGGGAUGGAUAAAAUUGUGAAAACUGAAGAAGUAGAGCAAAAGGAAACGGAAGGUACUUUAGUUUCCAGUUUCAAUAUGUCAGACUUGGGUUCUAUUUCACCUCAGAAAGUUAAUGAUAGAGAAGAGAGUACUGAAGAUAGUAAGGUAGAUGAGGAAGUAGAGGAUAUUUCACUAAAAGGAAGCGAAGAAAAUAUGAGUCUGAUAGCCACUCCCAACUCUCCAACGACCGCACAUUCUGGAAAACGUUUGCCAAAACUAGAUAACGAUUCGAUGAAUAGGGACGAACCUGCUGAAAUAGCAAAUGAUAUUGUACUUCAGUCACCAGCUACUAAUGAUAACGCUGGAAACGUCAUUAAGUCAGAUCCGUAUUUCCAAACAUCUCAUAUAAUCCCAAUUAAGGCAUCUGUCAAUUGGUCUGAUGAUGAUGAAGAUGAAUCGCCUACAAAAAUGGAACAAGACAGUAUUGGAGACAUUGAGACGCCGGAUCAUUCAAUUGGUAAAAAUAAUGCACAUUUUAUUAAGACAACCCAGAAUGAUGUGGCGUAUGAAUCUCUUUUGAAUGAAAAUAACAUAUUAAAACAAGAACUACAUAUAUUAAAGAUGAAACAGAAUGAUACAACAGCCUCGAAUUACCUAUCUAUUUCUAGUUCUGAAAUGGGUAAGAUGGAACGAUAUAUUGAUAAUGAUUUGGGAUAUAUUCCAGUUCAUCUUGCUGAGAAAUUCCAUGAUACAAUUGAUUACUUCUAUAAGACUAUAAGUGAGCCACAACGUACGUUGAUGUCUACCAAAAAUAAUGAUGAAUCAUCUCCAGAUACGACGUUGUUCAAGAUAAUUUUUCAAAUAUCUAAAAUUUCUUCCCAAAUUAUCACACUAGUUGAUAUCCCAAUAUUUAAACAGGAAAUUAUUCUUCUCAAGGCUGCAAUCUCUCAAGCAAUUACUACAACUCGUUAUUAUUCCAUGUAUGGUAAUCUUUUACCUAAAUUGACAGUCCAUGCUGCGAUUUCAGAUAUUUCCUUUUCAUUCUGUAACUUAAUCAAGAUGACAAAGCUUAAAACAGACAGAGAUCAGUUUCAAAGUCCAAUGCUAUCCGGGGUCAAUGACACACCCGUUUCUACUUACAGAUUUACUAAAGAUUUACUAAUUCACAAUACCAAUGAAGCUGAUAAAGUCCCAGUUGAGGCAAAGCCAUUGAAAUUGGCGAGGAAUUUGAAAAAUCACAAGGCAGAGUAUCUAGAAACGCCAUCAAAAUUAAAAAUUCCUGUCAGAAAUGAGAGUAGGAGGAGAUCAAAAAGAUCAUCUUUCAGAAAAUCUAAACAGCUCAAUAAAGAAAUAGCAACACCACAUAGGAAUCCUAGUAGGCCAACUUCUAAAACUACAAACGCUCUUCGUGAAUCUAGUCAGGAUAGUUUUGAUUUUAAUAAGACCCCAACAAUAUUACAAAAUAAUUACAACGGUAACAAGUCUCCAAUUAAUCAUACCGUUUCGAGGAACACGUCUAUUUCUUCGUCUCUAAAUUAUGGAGAACCAAAAUCAACGUCGACAUCAAUUGAUUCUAGAAAAACUUCGAAAUCUUCGUUAAAAAAGUGGAAUAAUAACAACAAGAAGGGGAAGAAUAACCAUGAAAAGAACAAUAACAAUACUAGUAAACCGGUAGCAAAUUCGCCAACCCCAACUAAGACCUCCAAAAAAUCAGCUAAACGAUUUGCGGAUAAAAUUAAAAACUUCGGUAAUAAUAAUAGUCUUGGUCUACGGAUGAUGCCAAGUGAAAACCCAACUAAAGUAAAGUAG
Molecule: messenger RNA, 2148 nt
Organism: Maudiozyma saulgeensis
Lineage: Eukaryota; Fungi; Ascomycota; Saccharomycetes; Saccharomycetales; Saccharomycetaceae
Source: the annotation of a GenBank genome assembly